CACCACCUCCUCUCUCAUAAUUACUCGUUACUCGUUACUCGUUACCAUCCCCCUCACUCAUCAUGGCCGUUCAAUCCGACAUCCUCAUCCCCUUGCCCCGUGACCGUGACCACAAGAGCGCAAAGCCUCUUCACUUCAUCGAAGAACUCACCCUUAACACCGACCCCAUCCAAGAGAAAGUCCUCGCCCAGAUUCUCUCGCAAAACGCCCACACAGAGUACCUCAAACGCUUCCAUCUCAACGGUGCCACCGACCGUCAAACUUUCAAGUCCAAGGUUCCUGUCGUCACUUACGAGGAUCUUCAGCCUGAUAUCCAACGCAUUGCCAACGGUGACCGCUCCCCCAUCUUUUGCUCCCACCCAAUCUCCGAGUUUCUCACCAGUUCUGGAACAUCUGCCGGCGAGAGAAAGUUGAUGCCAACCAUAAGCCAAGACAUGGACCGUCGCCAGUUGCUGUACAGCCUUCUCAUGCCUGUGAUGAACCAAUACGUUUCCGGUUUGGACAAAGGCAAAGCGCUUCACUUCCUCUUCAUAAAAGCAGAGACGAAAACGGCCGGAGGGUUAGUGGCGCGUCCAGUGCUCACCAGCUACUACAAGAGCGAGCAAUUCACGAAAAGACCAUUCGACCCUUACAACGUCCUCACAAGCCCCGACGAAGCCAUCCUCUGCCAAGACUCCUUCCAAAGCAUGUACACGCAAAUGCUUUGCGGCCUCAUCAUGCGCCACGAGGUCCUCCGCGUCGGAGCCGUUUUCGCCUCCGGCCUCCUCCGUGCCAUACGCUUCCUUCAGCUCAAUUGGGAACAGCUAGCCCACGACAUCAAAACCGGAACCCUAAACCCAAAAAUCACAGAACCCUCCAUCAAACAAUGCAUGUCCAAGAUCCUCAAACCCGACCCCGAGCUCGCUGAUUUCAUCACAAAGGAAUGCUCCGGAGAAAACUGGGAACGUAUAAUCGUUCGAAUUUGGCCCAACACAAAGUACCUCGACGUUAUAGUCACGGGUGCCAUGGCUCAGUAUAUCCCCACUCUUGAUUACUACAGCGGUGGCCUACCUAAACCUUGUACCAUGUACGCUUCCUCCGAGUGUUUCUUCGGACUCAACCUUAAACCCAUGUCCCAACCCUCUGACGUGUCCUACACCAUUUUACCAAACAUGGGUUACUUCGAGUUCCUGCCCCAUGACGAUUCCAACCCUAUUACCCUCUCCAAGGACUCACCCCCUCGCUUGGUGGACCUAGCUGACGUGGAACUCGGCAAAUUCUACGAACUCAUCAUCACCACCUACGCGGGUCUUUGCCGCUACAGAGUCGGCGACAUCCUCCAGGUUACCGGUUUCCACAACUCCGACCCGCAAUUCCGCUUCGUGAGGCGCAAGAACGUGCUUUUGAGCAUUGACUCUGAUAAAACCGACGAAGCGGAGCUUCAGAAAGCCACCGAGAACGCUUCGGAGUUGUUGAAGGAGUUCAACACGAGCGUGGUGGAGUACACGAGCUUCGCUGACACAAAGUCCAUUCCGGGGCACUACGUGAUUUACUGGGAGCUUUUGAUGAAGGACUCGUCUUGCCCUCCCACGGAGGAGGUUCUGAACAAGUGCUGCUUGGUGAUGGAAGAGUCUCUGAACUCGGUGUAUCGACAAGGGAGGGUUGCGGAUAACUCCAUUGGGCCGUUGGAGAUACGAGUGGUGAAGAAUGGAACGUUCGAGGAGUUGAUGGACUACGCUAUCUCGCGUGGGGCGUCGAUAAACCAGUACAAAGUGCCAAGGUGCGUGAGCUUCACGCCCAUAAUGGAACUACUCGACUCUAGGGUCGUUUCCUUUCAUUUUAGUCCAGCUGCACCGCACUGGACCCCAGAACGUCGUCGUUGAAGGGUAACGUACAACGGUACAACAACAACAUGCAGUAGUCAUGCAUAAUAAGACGAGAAAAGAAAAGAAAACAACCAUGACACAAAAGGGUCGCUACUCGUUGUUGUUGCUAUCAGUUAUCGCCACCAAACCCCAAAGUAUCUGUAUUUGUUGAUUUGAUAUUUCCAAAGUGCUUGUCUUUCCAUCAUGUCUUUAUUUUUUUUUUCUUUCUCUUUUUGGCUGUGUCUUUGUUAAACAGUUAACUUUAUUUGUCUGUUAAAUAAGUUCAAUUGCAUAUGGGUGCGUCAUGUAAUUAAUUGUUGUGUAAAUGCUUGGAAUGGAAACCAUGUUUACACCCUGUAUUUUGAAAUGACGUGGUGAUGGAAACCGUUCAUGUUUAGGGUGUUUGGAUUUGGUAAGAAUUUAACUUGUGAUGUGAUUAAUGAUCCA
This is a messenger RNA of Cajanus cajan (pigeon pea), 2291 nucleotides long. RefSeq names its product putative indole-3-acetic acid-amido synthetase GH3.1. NCBI's taxonomy places the organism in Eukaryota, Viridiplantae, Streptophyta, Magnoliopsida, Fabales, Fabaceae. Gene Ontology annotation, cellular component: cytoplasm. The record is from RefSeq and is a predicted model, not a curated record. Gene Ontology annotation, molecular function: acid-amino acid ligase activity.